Molecule: messenger RNA, 721 nt
Organism: Leptonychotes weddellii (Weddell seal)
Lineage: Eukaryota; Metazoa; Chordata; Mammalia; Carnivora; Phocidae
Source: RefSeq, a predicted model, not a curated record
AUGGAAACCUUGGCUGUGCUGUGGACCCUGGGUAGACACCCGCUAUUGCAGACGCUGGUUGUAGCUGGGGCCUGGGGACCCCCCAUGGAGGAGAACAAGGGGUCUGUGGAGAUCAUGAGAAAAGACCUGAACGAUGCCCGGGAUCUGCACGGCCAGGCCGAGUCCGCUGCGGCAGUGUGGAAGGGACACGUGAUGGACCGCAGGAAGAAAGCCCUGACCGACUACAAGAAGCUCAGGGCGUUCUUUGCCGAGGAGGAGGAGCGUUUUCUGCAGGAGGCGGAUAAAGAGGAGGGGUCCCCGGAGGAUGAGGACGCUGACCCGGCCGAGCGCUUUGGGUCCCUGCUGCAGGCUGUGUCAGAGCUGGAGAGGAGGCACCGCAAUCUGGGCCUCAGCAUGCUGCUCCAGUGAUGUCCUGCCCCCUGAGCCGGCUCCAGGCCCAAGAAGCUCCAUCCACCCUGGCCUGGCCCCCAGCAGCUCCUCCAUGGCCGCCUUCUGGACACACAGCAUCAUCCUUCAGCCACGAGGGUGUGCACCUAGGUGCACACGCAGGACGCAUGCCACAGGUGCCCACCUUGGGUUGCUCGAGACAGUGUCCCUGUUCCCUUAUCCUCUGGGUGUGGAUGUUCCCCAGGCUGUACACGUUUCACCGUAGAGACCUGCAGCAGGGGUAGCAACCCCAGGGUAUCACGACUCUUCAUAAAGCUCUUGUCGUUGCCCCCGA